Messenger RNA from Wallemia mellicola CBS 633.66, 1350 nucleotides. RefSeq names its product tubulin-domain-containing protein. The transcript has 12 exons. Gene Ontology annotation, molecular function: GTPase activity; GTP binding; structural constituent of cytoskeleton. Gene Ontology annotation, biological process: mitotic cell cycle; microtubule cytoskeleton organization. The record is from RefSeq and is a predicted model, not a curated record. The coding region runs from base 1 to 1350 and encodes 449 amino acids. Gene Ontology annotation, cellular component: microtubule; cytoplasm. NCBI's taxonomy places the organism in Eukaryota, Fungi, Basidiomycota, Wallemiomycetes, Wallemiales, Wallemiaceae.
AUGGGAAGAGAAAUUGUUCACAUACAAACGGGUCAAUGUGGUAACCAAAUCGGUUCUAAGUUCUGGGAAACACUCAGCGAAGAACACGCCAUUGACGGUUCAGGUAACUACUAUGGUAACCUCGACCAACAACUCGAGCGUAUCAAUGUUUACUACAACGAAGCAGCUGAAAAAAAAUUCGUCCCACGUUCUGUAUUAGUCGAUUUGGAACCAGGUACAAUUGAAACCGUAAAAGCCAGCCCUAUCGGUGGCUUAUUCAGACCAGAUAACAUGAUAUUCGGUCAAUCAUCAGCCGGUAACAACUGGGCUAAGGGUCACUACACUGAAGGUGCCGAACUUGUUGACCAAAUUCUCGAUGUUACACGUCGCGAAGCUGAAAAUUGUGAUUGCCUGCAAGGUUUCCAAAUAGCGCACUCCCUUGGUGGUGGUACUGGUUCUGGUUUGGGUACACUCCUCAUUUCAAAGAUUAGAGAAGAAUUCCCAGACCGUAUGAUGGCCACUUUCUCCGUUGUUCCAUCACCAAAGGUUUCUGACACCGUCGUCGAACCAUACAACGCUGUCUUAUCUGUCCACCAAUUGGUUGAAAACUCCGACCUUACUUUCUGUAUCGAUAACGAGGCCCUCUACGAUAUUUGUUUCAAGACACUCAAGCUCUCUACUCCAGGAUAUGGUGACCUCAAUCAACUUGUAUCAUGCGUCAUGUCUGGUAUCACCACCUGUCUCCGUUUCCCAGGUCAGCUCAACUCUGACUUGAGAAAAUUGGCUGUUAACAUGGUUCCGUUCCCACGUCUCCACUUCUUCAUGGUUGGUUACGCACCACUCACCGCCAAGGGCAAUGCUCAGUACAGAGCUGUCAGCGUCCCUGAGCUUACCCAACAGAUGUUCGAUGCUAAGAACAUGAUGGCUGCAUCAGACCCAAGACAUGGUCGUUACUUGACAGUCGCCGCAUACUUCCGUGGUAAGGUCUCCAUGAAAGAGGUCGAAGACCAAAUGCAGUCCGUACAAAACAAGAACUCUGCUUACUUUGUUGAGUGGAUUCCAAACAAUAUCCAAACAGCCCACUGUGAUAUCGCACCAAAAGACACCAAGAUGGCAGUCACAUUCAUCGGUAAUACCACAUCCAUCCAAGAGCUCUUCCACCGUGUCAAUGACCAAUUCAGCGCUAUGUUCCGCAGAAAAGCCUUCUUGCACUGGUACACAGGAGAAGGUAUGGACGAAAUGGAGUUCACCGAAGCAGAGAGCAACAUGGCAGACCUUUUGUCAGAAUACCAACAAUACGAGAACGCCGGCGUUGAAGAAGAAGAGUACUAUGAAGAGGAAGUUAUGGAAGAAGAGUACGUCGAAGAAUAA